This is a messenger RNA of Aspergillus melleus, 489 nucleotides long. RefSeq lists its product as uncharacterized. The record is from RefSeq and is a predicted model, not a curated record. Bases 1 to 489 code for a protein of 162 amino acids. The transcript has a single exon. Lineage: Eukaryota; Fungi; Ascomycota; Eurotiomycetes; Eurotiales; Aspergillaceae.
AUGUGGAUGGAUUGGAAGGAAGUCGAGAAGCCCCUGCAGCAGUGGGCAAUGUCCAUCUGGCGCAGUCCGGCCAUGGCCCGUGGCUCGGCCAUUCAGAUCCAUCCACCCACCGCCCCACCCCUUUCUUUCUUUGUUUAUUUUAAAUUACUGGAGCAUCGAUUGGAAACCAUGAUUUACGUUUGGACCAGCGAUGGCUUGACCCGUUGCAUGGGCUUGUCUCGUGGGAAGACAGUCAGCCAGGGUGUUGACGGAGGUUAUUGGUCCGAAGGCAGUCCUCUAAUCUCUGGGGGAGCCUCAUCAGUCCAUCGAAAGUGCCAGGGUGCACCUCGUGGGCGCAUUUUGGCGAUUGCCCAAGGGCCCAAAAGGAGGGGGUCAGAGACUCAAGAAGUCAGCCGCAAACAGGCAGUGUUAGCUCAGGCCGACCAAGUCAUGGGCAUGAGAAUUUUGGCCCCCAGAUUUCCAAAGAGCCGAACGGACCCGACCCGCUAG